AUGGCCUCCCAAUCAAACCCCCAAGGCACUUCCGGCCCAGAAUCAUCCUUUACAAUCCACUACUUCGCCGCGGCAUCCCAAUACACCGCCAAGAACACUGAGCGGCUGCCCGCGCCAACCACAUUCUCGCAUCUAUUCCCCCUCCUGGAAGAGCGCUACUCCGGCAUCCGGGAUGCUAUUCUCCGCAGCUCCGGCGUCAGUGUUGACGGCGAGUAUGUUGAUCUUGACGAUGAGCCGACACGCUUGAUUCAGCCCGGGGCGGAGGUUGCUAUCAUCCCACCCGUCAGCUCGGGAUGA
Penicillium cinerascens is the source of this 297-nucleotide messenger RNA. Its product is annotated as MoaD/ThiS family protein. The transcript has a single exon. Gene Ontology annotation, biological process: Mo-molybdopterin cofactor biosynthetic process. Gene Ontology annotation, cellular component: cytosol. Bases 1 to 297 code for a protein of 98 amino acids. The record is from RefSeq and is a predicted model, not a curated record. Lineage: Eukaryota; Fungi; Ascomycota; Eurotiomycetes; Eurotiales; Aspergillaceae.